AUGCCAGGGCCGCAAUGCACCCCACCAACCCCAGAACUUUUCCGCCUUCUCAACUCUUCCGACAAAAUCGAAAUAGGCCACGGGCCCAUCGCCAUGCUGUCUAUAUUGAGGAAAGCUCGUCUGAAGGACAAGGAGAUGCGAAUACUGAUGCUGGGGCUAGACAAUGCCGGCAAAACGACGAUCGUGAAACGGAUUAUGAACGAAGAUGUCACCUCAGUGAGCCCAACACUGGGGUUUAUUAUCAAAACGAUUGAUUUCAUGGGAUACAAGCUCAACAUCUGGGAUGUGGGCGGACAGAAGACGCUCCGAUCGUACUGGAAAAAUUACUUUGAAAAGACCGAUACCUUGGUCUGGGUCGUCGAUGCGACCGAUCGAUUGCGGGUGGAGGACUGUCGUGGGGAGCUGGCUGGUCUGCUCCUAGAAGAGCGCUUGAUGGGAGCCAGUCUCCUGGUUUUCUUGAACAAAACCGAUGUGGAGCAUUGUAUGACCGAAGAUGAAGUGCGCGAGCGCCUGGGCUUGGAUUUGAUCAAAACACAUAAGUGGACUAUUCUUCCAUGCAGUGCCAUGACAGGCGCAAAUCUCCAUGAAGGCUUGGAAUGGGUAGUACAGGAUGCCAAAGACCGACUAUUCCUGUAUUAG
Messenger RNA from Penicillium argentinense, 639 nucleotides. Its product is annotated as ADP-ribosylation factor-like protein 2. The coding region runs from base 1 to 639 and encodes 212 amino acids. Lineage: Eukaryota; Fungi; Ascomycota; Eurotiomycetes; Eurotiales; Aspergillaceae. Gene Ontology annotation, cellular component: microtubule cytoskeleton; cytoplasm. Gene Ontology annotation, molecular function: GTP binding; GTPase activity. The record is from RefSeq and is a predicted model, not a curated record. The transcript has 6 exons. Gene Ontology annotation, biological process: protein folding.